This is a messenger RNA of Penicillium verrucosum, 261 nucleotides long. RefSeq lists its product as uncharacterized. The record is from RefSeq and is a predicted model, not a curated record. Lineage: Eukaryota; Fungi; Ascomycota; Eurotiomycetes; Eurotiales; Aspergillaceae. The transcript has 2 exons. Bases 1 to 261 code for a protein of 86 amino acids.
AUGAGCAAUCCACCGGGGAACGUCAGAAUCGGAAUCAUUAAUCGUGGAAACAGGCGGCAGAGGGCAGAAAUCAUCGAUCGAGAAUUGAUGUUCGUCUACGGUUUCACCACCGCUAGACACACAGAGGACGCCGCGACGUUGACAGGCAUUGCAUGCGGACUUUCCGAGCAUGGCAUGCACUACAUGCCCUGGAUUUUCGAGACGGGGGCGAUUCUCUCUGCGGAUGGUAAGUCCGGAUAUGGCGUCGCAACAGAUCACUGA